AUGGCUUCACAUGCCGUGCCGACGUCCGACGGAGAUCUUGAUGAUCCACCUCCAAGUGCUUCACCAGCGAGCCGACGUGGAAAUCCCGAGGUACAAGGUAGUGAUUCAGAGGCCUUUGCCAGGUUUCAGCGCUUUUUGGCGAUGGAACGUGAGGGUCGCAUGAGUCCGUAUAGACCCCGGAGGAUUCGCGACAGGGAUGAGGACGACGAGGACGACAAUGGCGACUCCCGAGGUAGCUCGGGGCCACCGCCGACAUGGGAUGGCACCUCCUCGACGUUCGAGGACUACAACAUCAAGGCCCGCCUGUGGCUGGCAACGACGAAGGCCAAGGCGAAGAUGAGAGGCCCACUGCUGCUCAAGUCAUUGACUUCCACACCAUUCGAGGUGUACAAGCAUUGGGCCAAAGACCCUCUAUGGUUGCAGGACACCUCCAACGCUGAAAAGUUGCUGGAUGACAUGAACAGGCCUGAACGUUAUGGAGAUGAUCAACAAGAACAUAUGUUGACCGCGAUGUCAAGACUGACAUACCAUAUCAGAAGGCAGAAGAAUGAGGACUGGCGAGAAUUUUUCGCCAGAUGGGAUACAGCACUUCGUAAAGUGCACCAGCAUCAAAUCCAACUCCCUGAAGAGUACGAGGGCUUCUUGCUUGUCAACGGCCUGAUGCUGACCGAGAACGAGACGAAGACGUUGAUGAAUUUUACCCAUGGAUGCAUCAAGCCAUCGUCAAUCAAGAGCUGGCUGAGGAAGAAUGAAACGACCCUCUCCGCCGCAGAGCUGGGAGCAGAAUCGAAUAAGAAGAAGACGAACCAGCUGCUCUACACCGUUGACGAGGACUUCACAGAGGAGACUAAGUCCGACUACGAGCAGAACUACCUGGACGACAUCAAGGAGCUGGAGGCGAAUUUGAUGGACCUGCAGACCGACCAGGACAACGACGAGGUCAUCUCUGAGGCUGAUGCGGCCGAGAUUUUGUCGACAUACGUCUUGCAGAAAAAGAAGAGUUACGUUGAGUCACUCCGGAACAAGAAGAACAAGGAACUUGCCAGGGGCUACGGUGCAGGAAGCCGGAGCAGUACCAGCUACCGCAACCAAUCUUUUGGCCGAGAACAUCGAAGACAGAACUCUGAGGAGAGCCUGGCUGCCUUGAAGCGACGCACUCGGUGCGACCGUUGCCACCAGGUCGGCCAUUGGAAGCGGGAGUGCAAGAAUGCUCCAGCCAAAUCAGACCCUGGCAAAUCUCACGAGACAAACUAUCUGGAGAACACCAACAAAGUCUUCUUCGCAGGACAUCUUGAGCUUGAGCCGCACCACCUGAGUGCUGACCCUGAGAACCGCCAUUUUGGCGAUGAUUCCGACUGUCUGCAUCAGUGUCAAGAGUUUGAGAUUCUGAAACUUCAGAAUGCCGAAUGUCCAGCAGCAGUUAAAGUCUCUGACAAUUUGUCGAUCGCCCCGUUAGAGAUGGACCUGGGGAGCAACAAGCGCAGCCGUGCGACCGAGCCAGCACAUCCAAUCUCUUGGGCAGCGUGGUCGAGAAUGGCACGGAAGCUGCUCUCAAUCCUGAUCCCAUUCAACAUGAUGAUCGAGCGGAUUCUUGGAGAACGACGCGAACGUUCGGGAGUUCUUCAUCGUGCAGUGCAGAACAUGGAGUUCGAGGACCUCAGGCAGUUCCACGAGUUCGUCGCGAAGGAGGUCAACCGCCGACUUCUCCCCAGCGGACGCAACAUCGAGAUCGAGGAGAUCCUGCUCAGCGAGCCGGAGUCGGACUCGUUCACCCUCCUGACGGAUCAGGCGUCGAGCACAUCGCCGUCAGCAUCGUCCAGCAGGGCCAGUCGGCAGAAGAAGACCAAGGCCAAGGUCAACAAGUUGGUGGACGAGGUGGACGGGAUGGAGAUCCUCUUUGGACCUCGACCAGAAUGUCACUGCCGGCUUCCAGCAGCACUGCACAUCAGCCACACCGAGAAGAACCCGGACAAGAUGUUCUUCCGAUGCCCGAAGGAACAAGGAAGCCAAUGCAAGUUCUUCGUUUGGACCGAGAGCCAGCCAUUCCUCGAACUGAACAAUUGGAAGUUCCGACAACAACCUGGAGAAGAUCCCAAGACCGACUACGACAUCUUGACGGAGAUCGUUCAGGAGAAGUGCAAGCACCAGAGGACCAAUCGUCAAGGGACGAACCAUAUCCGAGAGAAGGUGAAGUGCAGCACCUGCAAGAAACUCCUCUCGGACACGCCGGUACCGGCAUCUUCGAACAAGCAGAAAGACAAGGAGAAGGAGUUCGCAGAGUUCCAGGAGUACCUCAAGUGGAAGGAGGCACGUCAGGGAAAGAACUGA
Messenger RNA from Cladocopium goreaui, 2328 nucleotides. The record is from the annotation of a GenBank genome assembly. NCBI's taxonomy places the organism in Eukaryota, Dinophyceae, Suessiales, Symbiodiniaceae.